Clavispora lusitaniae ATCC 42720 is the source of this 831-nucleotide messenger RNA. It is a transcript of the gene RPF2, whose product is annotated as rRNA-binding ribosome biosynthesis protein. Gene Ontology annotation, molecular function: rRNA binding. Gene Ontology annotation, cellular component: nucleolus. The record is from RefSeq and is a predicted model, not a curated record. NCBI's taxonomy places the organism in Eukaryota, Fungi, Ascomycota, Pichiomycetes, Serinales, Metschnikowiaceae. Gene Ontology annotation, biological process: maturation of LSU-rRNA from tricistronic rRNA transcript (SSU-rRNA, 5.8S rRNA, LSU-rRNA); ribosomal large subunit assembly.
AUGGUCGACUUGAUGGCUUUGAAAAAGCCAGACGCAAAAAAGUUUUCGAAAAAGAACGCUAUCAGACCAUUCGAAGAUGCCAGCGGGUUGGAGUUCUUUUCUGAGAAAAACGAUACAUCGCUUAUGGUGUUCUCGUCUCACAACAAGAAAAGACCUAAUACCUUGACUUUUGCUCGUUUCUUCAACCACAAAGUUUACGACAUGAUCGAGUUGACCAUCCAAGAGAACCCUAAGUUGUUUAGUGAUUUUAAGAAGUUGACCUUUCCUGUGGGCUUGAAGCCUAUGUUCACAUUCAACGGCCCAGCGUUCGACAGUCAUCCUGUUUUCCAGCAAAUCAAGUCUUUAUUCAUGGAUUUCUACCGUGGAGACGAGACAGACUUGCAAGAUGUUGCAGGUUUGCAAUAUAUCAUUUCUUUAUCUGUGGGCGAAAUUGAGGACCCUAACUCCUCAGUAUUGCCUCUUUUGCAUUUCAGAGUGUACAAGUUAAAAUCGUACAAGAGUGGCCAAAAGAUCCCCAGAGUCGAAGUGGACGAGAUCGGUCCACGUUUUGACUUCAAGAUUGGCAGAAGAGUGACUCCUGCGCCAGAAGUGGAGAAGGAUGCAUUGUCUAAACCUAAGCAAUUACAAGCUAAGGUCAAGAAGAAUGUCACUACUGAUUUCAUGGGUGACAAGGUUGCUAAGAUUCACAUGGGCACCCAAGACUUGAGUAAGAUGCAAACGAGGAAGAUGAAGGGUUUGAAAGCAAAGUAUGACCAAGUUGACGACGCAGAGUUUGAUGAAGAAGACUAUGUUGCUGAUGAUGAGCCAGCAGCCAAGAAGCAAAAAGUUUAG